Messenger RNA from Acytostelium subglobosum LB1, 2613 nucleotides. RefSeq lists its product as hypothetical. The record is from RefSeq and is a predicted model, not a curated record. The annotation marks the transcript as partial. The transcript is spliced from 4 exons. Lineage: Eukaryota; Evosea; Eumycetozoa; Acytosteliales; Acytosteliaceae. Gene Ontology annotation, molecular function: guanyl-nucleotide exchange factor activity. Gene Ontology annotation, cellular component: cytoplasm.
AUGUCAACAAUUGCCAUGGAAGAACAUUUUCUACAGCAGCAACAGCAACAGCAACAGCAUCAGCAGCCAAUACUCAACUCCUUCGGAGCAAUGGAGGGUCUGAUAAUAUGCAAGGUGUGCCUUGGACAGACACAGCGCUAUAAUAAGGCAUGCCAUCUGUGCAGCAGCGAGCUUGGAGAGCGUUGCUGGCGAUGUAACCAUCUAUGCAAACCAAACUCAAAGUUUUGUUUCUGGUGCAAUGUCAAGCUGCACCUAAUUGAUAUACCAUCGGUGGACUCGAUACUCCCCAUUCCUCCAUAUAAAUCAACACUGGCUGCAAGCCAGAGCAUAAAGAAGCACCAACAACAACAACAACAGCAACAACAGCAACAAAUACCUCAUGUUCAGGUCAACUUGAUCGCUGAGAAAGUGGACCAGAGUGGUACACCUCCAAUUAGAUCAUUAAUAGAGAAUAUCAAUAAGAAUAUUGCCUCAUCGCCACAGGUCUGCUCACCUCCCAGACCUGGCAACAUGACCAGUCCUCGACAAAAACAGCCAACAUAUUCUAGCGCCACUUAUGUGGCGCCAAAGAAGAGAAGCAGCUAUCCCAACACGCCACUCACACAAUCAAACCCUGUCUGUGUACUGGAGAAGCCCAGUCUGUCGUCCUCUGUAGCUGCUCAGCAGAAGCCGCCUCAAUCUCUCCACGAGUCGAGCUCAACUCGUAUUGAGGAGUUCGACUCUGCCAACACUUCACAAGAGUCCAUUGAGUUCCCACCUGCCACGGCACCGCUGGUUUCCACCCCUUUGAUCCAGACACCUCAGAAACAAACUCAACCUCAGCCUCAACAAAUACUUAUUCAACCUGCUCCUCAACCUCAACAAUACUAUACGAUAGCAUUGGCACCUACUAUCCAACCAAUAAUCCCACCACAACCGAUCACACCGGCCAACGACUCGGCCAACUCUUCAUUUAACAGCCAGACACUUAGCUACGACGAGAUUGAUAUACGUUUCACCGACUCACUGAGAAUGCUACGCGAGGCUACAUAUACCAUUGGCAAACCAGCGGAGGACCCCAGUAUCCUGGAAGGCUACAAGUCCCCAACAUCAAGCUCCAACUCAACAUCCUCCAUGUCAUCAGUCAUUAACUCACCUACAUCAGAACUGACCUCGACCAAUGAGCUGGCAGGUCUGUCACCAAUUCGAGGCAAUCUUACUCCAGUCCUGCUCAACGUUGCUUCACCACUACAUGUUAUAAUGUCACCAUCCUUGCUGGAAGUAUCCUCUCCCAAUCUACAAUCAGUGUGUGAUCAAUCCGGCAACGGACCCAACGACAGAACGAUGAAUGACUUUAUCGAUGCAUUCCCCUCGCCACCAAUCAACAGGAUGCUCUCUCCAUCGGGCUCAAUUAGUCUGCGAUCAGGUGUUCCAGCAUCAUUGACAUUCAGCUCACCAGCAAUCAUCAAAUCACCAUCAACUCCUCUGUCUCCAGUACUCAAGCCAACCCAACUUGCACAAUCUGUGGCGUCGACCUCGUCCUCAGCAUCCACAGUACGCAGCCUAACUUCAUCGAUUGAUAAGCGUGCAAUGCUCAUUGAGGAGAUGACAACUACCGAGCUGGACUAUAUCAAGGACCUGGAGACCAUUAUCCAAGUAUUCUACAGGCCUCUUCGCGAUGACCUCAAGUUGCUCUCCACCGAGGAGUUUGUGACCAUAUUCUCAAACAUUGAGCAACUUCUCCAGGUCAACCAAGAGCUAUACACUAGGCUGAUAUCCUCAUCCUCAUCGAUUGGAGAGGUGUUCUGUAUAAUGUCGAGUUCAUUUGAUGUAUACUCUGUGUAUUGUAACUAUCAUCAGAAGUCAUUGGAGAGCAUUAACAGCUUGUCCAAGAUGCCACAAAUGGAGAACUUUGUGUCUGAACUGAGUCACGAACUAAGGACAAUGAGUCUACACUCAUUCCUUAUCAAGCCAGUGCAGAGGAUUUGCAAAUACCCAAUAUUCCUUCGUGAGUUGCUCAAGGCUACACCGGUAGAACAUGAUGAUCAUGGACAGCUGAUAUUGGCAUUGGCCAAGAUCGAGCAGAUUGUACAGAUGAUCAAUAAGGAGAAGAUGGAGAAUGAUGUCUGGCAGAGGACAAUGCAGAUACUUCAGACACUCAAGGGAUCAGAGACUCUACAACUCUCAAAGAGACACCUGCUCAAUGAAGGUGCACUACAGUUGGUCGAAGGAUAUAAUGAGAACUCUGAGAAGAAGGCGACGCCCAAGUUCAAGAAAGGUUACUACUUCCUCUUCCACGACAUCUUCCUCUUUGCCAAACAAAAGGGUAACUCAUAUAGAUUACUCUUUAGCAUCCCUCUGGACACUGUGUUGGUACACAACAAUGUAUACAAUGACAAACAUUUCUUCACUUUGAUCGAGAUUGGUGUAGGUGGCAAACGAUGGACGUUCCACCCUCAGCCAAAGGCGCUCAACCUGAUAUUGUACAACUCUCUGCAGAAGCUGAUUGAGAAGUGCUGGGAGAACAGGUUCGACGAGCCACCCAAGUCGCUUAACUCGCCAUCCAGCCAGUCGCCCACCAAGAAGAGGCGCUCAAACAGGUUUGUCAAGAGUCUGGUCAACAUGAAGACUCUC